CGCGGACCAAGUCGCGGGAUACUCUCCCGAUAGCAGUAGCAGCAGCAAUAAUAACCCAGGUCGUGGCCGCAGUAACAGGGCAUCUUCAUCUUCUACUAGGGGGACGAUCGGACGGGGAUCGUCGACCACCGCGAGACGAAGGGGACAGACGGAUGCGGCCGCCGUGCUAGAAGCGUUGACGCUAGUAUCCGAGAAGCGCGUGUUCACGAAUAACCGACCGGUGGCAUGCGUCUCGAUCUCGAAGAACUUCAUGCUAGCUGGAUGCGACUUCUCUGCGGCAGUCCUAGAUUCUCAGUGCGAUACAGUUUGGCGCAUAGAUGUCACCGAACGCUGUUUGAGUUGCGCGAUGGACCCCGGCGAUCGACAAUACCCCAGGUACUAGAAGAAGUAGAAUAAAUAUUCUGAGUCAGUAAAAAACAACCGGUUAGCGUUAGCUUCUUCCUCGUAGCAAACCUUAGCCUUCCUUUCAUGAAGUAGUAUGCUAUGGGCUUGGGCUUCUAACAUUCGACGUCUGAGAAUACUGAAUGCAUAGUGAGCUGUUUUCUCUGUAACUCCCGAUGAGCAUACAUUUACAUUUGUACGUUUAGUUAACUCGCAAUAUGCUUACUUGAGUCACGCUCACGCGACCACCACAGGUUUCUCUUGGGUACACAGGGAAAGACGUUGCUAGCGAAGAAACACUCAGUACGGCAGCCCAGCGUGGACGUAUUAAGGCUUGAGGAAAUACAUUUUUACAGGCAUCUUGGUUCCGUUUCUCAAGGGAAAAGGGCGCGAAAGAUGCUGUUGAAGAUGGAUUUCUGCAAGUUCUAAACGCAAUUCACCAAGGCGAGGGAGGAGUGUACGCGGUCAAGUGGGGGCUGAACCAGAUCUGCGCAUGGUCGACGGAACGUGGCGUGAAGCUGCUGCAGGCGAAGACACUCCAAAAAAUAUCCUUCAUUCCCUGUCAGGAACACGAUCCUGCGAUGAUAGUCCUAUCGUGGCUCGACCUCUCAACACUGGUAUGGAUGAGAGACUGUAGCGAGUAGGAAAACCAACAGCAUGAGUAUUUCAUAAGAAACUGCUCCUCAUAGGACGGCGAAAAGCUGCCAUUGCUCGUAGGACGACAAAAAAAGUAUCAACAUAGCUUGUCUGAUGUAUGAAUACUAGUGGUCAUCAACAUUGCAGAACCAGGUUACUUCUAGGAUAUUGACAUUCCCCAUCCCAUUAAUGUGAUCAUUGCACCAGCAGGUGACUAGGUGACUAGUGUCUUUCGUGAUAUUGUUUAGUCUCCCAAAUAGUACAUGUAAGACUAUGCGAGACUCAUGCCAUGCCAUAGCAUACCCAUUCCUUGUGUCUUUCCCACAGCAUACCCAUUCCUUUUGAUUUUUCAAUAUUGUGCGUGGGCAAUUCGGUGGAGCUGAAACUUGCCAAAGUGCGGGAACAGCCGACUGCCAGCGGAGUCGUGCACUACUACUGCGAAGUCGUGUCGACGGUGUAUCUUCCCGAAACGCAGGUCGUGCGUGGCAUAGUCCCGGAUCCGAGGACACACUGCAACGACGUCCUUGUCCUUUCGCGUUCAAGAUAUCCGGAUGAGAAUUAUGGGUACUAGGUUUUAGGCGUUUUUGCUGCCCUCAUUUUUGCCUCUCGUCUUGAGGGGGAAAGAAAGGCAAAAUGAACGUGGAUCAAAAAAACCAAAGGCGUACCUCUAAUGGAAGGUUCCUGAUUUGCUGCACGUGCGCCGUGCUCGAGCCGAUGCUUUGCGCGUCGCUCCUGUGGGUGGUGCAGCGGCGUGGUUCGCUGUAGCUUCUGAUUCACAAGUUUGCGGAGGACAUCAGAGAACUGAGGCUUCCACGUUGAGAGCGACUGGUUCUGACGGGUCGCAGAAUCGAUUCCCAGAGGACGGAUUGUUGACCAGUCCAGUGCUUGAGAGUGGUCCUCGCGUGGAGGGUCUAGAAGGCUUUGUAGAUG
Molecule: messenger RNA, 1947 nt
Organism: Amoebophrya sp. A25
Lineage: Eukaryota; Dinophyceae; Syndiniales; Amoebophryaceae
Source: the annotation of a GenBank genome assembly